This is a messenger RNA of Coregonus sp. 'balchen', 9755 nucleotides long. Lineage: Eukaryota; Metazoa; Chordata; Actinopteri; Salmoniformes; Salmonidae. The record is from the annotation of a GenBank genome assembly.
CUAUCUGCUGCAUUUCCGAUGACAGGACCCGUUGUGACGCGCAGUAAUCACUUCCGGAUUGCUUGCUUGUCUUUCGUGGCUACAAGCAUGUUACUAACUCGUUUACAAUUAAAUUAGUAAAACAUUCGUAGACAAAGCAAACUUAUUGUACACAACAUUAUUUGCUACAAUGUGUCGCGUUCAGGAAGAAACCGACGCAUUAAAUCCCGUCGUCUAACGGAAUCCUCUUUUGCAACAACGGUCAGGAUUUGGCCCACGCGACAAAAUGGACUCGGAAUUUUCGCCAGCGGACAAUGCAGGUAGGCUAUUUCUAAUAAAUGACCAUGCAAACAUGCCAGCCGCUGAAUAUACUAUUUUUGCUACUUGAGUUAUUUAGGGCUAUGUUCACAGCUUGUUUGCAGUCAAAAAGUCCACAGAACGGAGACUAGCAGUAUUUGUAUAUUUUGCCAACAUUUAUGAACAUUUGCUCCACUGAAUAUGCCCCAGUACCCAUACUUUAGAAGGUUAAGCUACAUUCAAUUACACAAUACUGUUGUGAAACGUUAUUUAACAAUUUAAGAUAAUGCACUAGCUAUGUUGCAGAUUGAUUUCAAAAUCGUUUUCAAUGUUCUUUUGAAAUACUCUUUCCAAGCCAAUGAAGGUAACUCUACAUGACCAAAAGUAUGUGGACACCUGCUUGUAGAACGUCUCAUUACAGAAUCAUGGGCAUUAAUAUGGAGUUGGUCCCCCCCUUUGCUGCUAUAACAGACUCCACUCUUCUGUUAAGGCUUUCCACUAGAUGUUGGAAAAUUGCUGCAGGGACUUGCGUCCAUUCAGCCACAAGAGCAUUAGUGAGGUCGUGCACUGAUGUUGGGCGAUUAGGGCUGGCUCACAGUCGGCAUUCCAAUUCAUCCCAAAGGUGUUCAAUGGGGUUAAGGUCAGGGCUCUGUACAGGCCAGUCAAGUUCUUCCACACCGAUCUCGACAAACCAUUUCUGCAUGGAUCUCGUUUUGUGCACGGGGGCAUUGUCAUGCUGAAACAGGAAAGGGCCUUCCCCAAACUGUUGCCACAAAGUUGGAAGCACAGAAUCGUCUUGAAUGUCAUUGUUUGCUGUAGUGUUAAGAUUUCCCUUCACUGGAACUAAGGGGCCUAGCCCGAACCAUGAAAAACAGCCCCAGACCAUUUUUCCUCCUUCACCAAACUUUACAGUUGGCUUUAUGCAUUGGGACAGCUAGAGUUCUCCUGGCAUCCGCCAAACCCAGAUUUGUCCAUUGGACUGGCAGAUGGUGAAGCGUCAUUCAUCACCCCAGAGAACGUGUUUCCACUGCUCCAGAGUCCAAUGGCGGCAAGCUUUACACCACUCCAGCCGACGCUUGGCAUUGCGCAUGGUGAUCUUAGAUGAACAGUUAUUGUGCUGACGUUGCUUCCAGAGGCAGUCUGGAACUCGGUAGUGAGUGUUGCAACAGAGGACUGAUGAUUUUUACGCGCUUCAGAACUCGGCGGUCCCUUUCUGUGAGCUUGUGUGGCCUACCACUCCUAAACGUUUCCACUUCACAAUAAGAGCACUUACAGUUGACUGGGGCAGCUCUAGCAGGGCAAAACUUGACUUGUUGUAAAGGUGGCAUCCUAUGACCGUGCCAGGUUGAAAGUCACUGAGCUCAUCAGUAAGGCCAUUCUACUGCCAAUGUUUGUCUAUAGACAUUGCAUGGCUGUGUGCUCGAUUUUACACCUGUCAGCAACGGGUGUGGCUGAAAUAGCCGAAUCCACUAAUUUCAAGGGGUGUCCAAAUACUUUUGUAUAUACAGUGCAUGUGUUUGACGUUCUGGCUAACUUGCACCCUUAUUAUUCAUUUUUCCAUGCUGUUUUAGGUCUCCCUCUCCUCUCCCUCCGCCUCUUGGUUCCACCCCUUCAGCUUAUGUCAGCAUCCAUAUGGCAGGUGGUGCAACAGCGAGAUGCCAUGAAUUAUGCAAUGCUGGCAGAGUUUGUCUCCCUGGUGACUGAGAUGGUCCCUGAGCUGCUGAUCUAUAGGCAGAGGGCCCAACUUAUUUUGGGAUUGCGCGCAAGGGUGAGUGUUACAACCCUAAUGAGUGAGCGUAAAGGCAUAGAUAGAGGCCUGAUGUAUUCGGAUCCCUUUUAGAAUCCAAGCAUGGAAGAUUUUGUCUGGUCUUUAACGUGAAGGCACAAUAAUUUCGAAACAGUCCCAUUACAAGUCAGAAUGUUGAAUAAACUUCAUUUGGACAUACUUUACCUGUUGUCUGCUCAUUUCGGAGGUAAUCUGAGACAAAAUAUCCACAGGGAAGUGUUAUUAGCCCGACUUUCAGUGCUCUGGUCUGUAUAUGUUUCCAAUACUGAUGCAAUUCGCAUGCGACGUAAACUCUUGCACAAUAUGUAAACAAUGGACAAGCGUUACGGAACCACAGACCAAACGUUGACAAUUUUAAAUUUGCAGUAAGUUGCAAGCACUUCCAGCUGAUUGCGAGGGGACAUGCUUCGGUCGAAAACAUUAGGUUACGUUCAUCUAUCGUUUACAUAUUGUGCAUCACGUGCAAUGCGUCAGGAGAUAGAAAAUACAAACCGUAGACAUUUGAGCUCCAUUUCCUACCGCCAAAAGGACCAACAGCACGGACAACCGGUAAAGGAAGUGUAAAUAUAAUUUUAUUCAACAUUCUGGCUUGCAUCUUCUUUUUUAGGGCGACAUUUUUCAGACUGGGUAACUAUGGUAACAGUCUGACGUAUUAUAACUAUAUAUAACUAAAUGAAUAACGGUGCAUGGGGGGUGUGUUAUUGCAGCACAUUCUGGAGUUGUGUCGCGGUGAGCAUCCAGUAGAACCUCAGGUCAUCUUAACCCACCUGUACAUGAUUCAACCACUUACCCCCUACAGUAAUGAUGUAAGUUGAUCUUCAAUGAAUACCUUCUUCCAGGAAGAGUAAACUGGAAGAACUGUGGAGUUAAAUGCACUGCUACAGAUAAACUAUAUGUUGGACAAACGUGUCCUUAUUUGAUGUAUCCUACAGGUAAGUGACACAGAGGUGGAGUCGUCAGAGACUCAUUUUCUGGAGCUGGUCCAGACCCUGCUUAAAGACCCUGAUGAGAGAGAGCAUUUUUUCACGGUGAGACUGCACAGAACACCUCCUCUUGUAUUGGAUUUACAGAUCAAUGAAAUAGUGUUUUGCAUUGCAUUUACCUGUCAAUGAAAUAAAGUGGAGGGGUUUUGUUCCUCAUCUGUGUCCCUCAGGAGAUAUUCCCAGUGGAGUAUGGACAACAAUAUGACAUCGAGCUGCAGACUCUACUGUGGGAGUUCCUGUCCAGAUUGGUCCAGCUGUUACCAACUCCUGACCUUGCACAGGUGAGGGAAAGAAUACCUUCUAUUCACACUGUGGUGGAAACACCUACUGUUUAAUAAUAAUACUAAUCGCGCAAUACCAGGUUAAUUAAACUGUGUAGGGAACCAUGCGAAGUGUAAUAUUCAGUAGAUGCCUAUCUAUUAUUUUAUCUAUCCCCCAGACAAUGGCAUGGCUCGGUACUGCCCCCUCAGUCUUGGAUGAUUGUGCCCAUGUUGUAUCUCAUCCAGCGGAUCUGAAGCGUCUGCUCCAGCACCAUAAACGUCGUGGACAUUUGGAGCAACAUGGUGGGUGACACGUAGCAAAUGUAUGCAUCAUAUUUUAAAACACAAGAAACUGCACAUGGCAUUCAUCCAAAUGGAUUGACUUUAAUUGUAGCAUCCUCUCGUUGAACAGUACCCCUCUGUGCCAUGGGCGACUGCAUCCUGUCCUCUCUCUCCAUCCCUCCCCACAGUAGAACGGUGAUCAGCACUGAGCAGACCACCUGUGACAACCAGUCAGAACCCUCGCAGGAGUUUGUGGAAGACACUAGCCCAGUGCUUUCGGUGGAUGACCUCCAGGUGGAAAUUGUAACUCUGACCGGUUACGCAGAGGUUGAAUUGGGUUUGUGUCAGGAGGAGGUGGAGGAGGAGGAGGAGGAGGAGGUGGUGAGGGAUGGGAACGAUGAUGAAGGGCAGACCAUGGAGGACAAGGAAGAAGAAACGUCCGCUGAAGAGGUGGAGGAAGAGGAGAGGGUGAUGGAGGACCAUGUAGAGGGGGGCUUGGAGAGCGACUCGCAUCUAGACGAAGCCGAGGAUGACCCAGCAUCCUCCCAACACCAAACAUCCUCUGGGCCCCACAUCUGCUCAGUCUGUGAGAAGAGCUUCAAGUUUGCCUCUGCACUAAUAGCCCAUCAGGUCAUCCAUACAGGAGAGCGCCCAUAUGUGUGCCAUCUGUGUGGUCGGUGUUUCUCCUUCAGGCAGUCUCUGGACAGGCACAAACAGACGCAUAAGGACGGGCGCGUUUACGACUGCUUGAUCUGUGGGGAGACCUUUCAGUCCUUGUCAGCCCGCACAGAGCACAAGAAGAGUCAUAUGGAGCAAGGUGCUUACCAGUGCUCACAGUGCCACAGGAAGUUCAGCUGGGCGUCGGCCAUGGUGAGACACCUGAAGGCUCAUACAGAGGGCGCUGGGGUCAAAACCCAGGAACUUACAAAAAGCCUAAAGUCGGAGAAAGAGGAUAUAGGGAUUGAAGAGAUUGUAAGAGAGGUGGCUGUUGAAACCCCUGAGGAUGGAGGGAAAUCCCCUCACAAUCCACAGGAAGGAGAGGAGAUGGUCAGUCUAGUCAAUCCACUUCAUCUGAGCCUGCUGUGUUGGUGCCUGGACUUCUGGACAAGGUCGUAACACUUGUCAAGGUCCGUACCAGUGGUAGGAAAACGAGACCGACCUUGAAGGUGCAGAUGGUGAACCUGCAGAAGCUCAAGGGAAAGGUUGCCACCCCAAAGAGGAGGACGGGUGGAAGCUUGAUGAACCCCCAGGGUUUCACACCAUUGCAUUUUAAGAGGUAAAGUAGAUGGAUGCAGACAGUUUAAGGUUAAAUAACAAGUUUUGUAUUUUAAGUGAAAAAUAAGAUGUAAGUUAACUGUCAUCACAUGGUAUUAAUGCUCUAGGAGGGCAAUUCCAUGGUAACAGAGUGACACUGAGACAUUGAUUUUUCACUUUAAAAUGUAUGUCAAACAAAAACCAAAGUUUAGUAACAGAAUGACGGCACGAACAGCACAAACCGUGAUUCUAUUACCAAACUUUGGUUUUUGUUUGACAUACAUUUUUAAGUGAAAAAUCAAAGUCUCAGUGUCACUCCGCACUGUUCUUCAAUAAAUGUAUUUUUGUGCAUAGAGUUGGUUUGUUUAACUUUGCAAUCAUUGUUUUUUGUUUGACAUUUUAAAGUGAAAAGUCUCUUGUGUCACUCUGUUACCGUGGAAUUGCCCUCUACCUUCUUGUUUAUCUUCAACAGUGAGGAACACUCCUAUGGCUCACCAGUGGUCUCAACAAAGGAAGGAGAUACAGGUGCAUGUAUUACCUUAUUAGUUUUGCACAAGUGUGUAAUUGUUUGGUCUGUUGAGUGGUUACCCACAUGUAUUAUUUUAUUGUUACAUACAUUGCUUAAAUAAUAGUUUGUAUCCUGCCCUAACUGAAUCCAUCAGGUUUUCACUUCUACUUUGUUGCUCCUUCAGGAUGGUGUGCGUUCUCAUGUCCUGAAUGCUCAUUCGUCCACUCAGAUGAGGCGUCCGUCCAGCAGCACAUUGAGACGGACCACUCGGGGGAAGUGCAGGAAGACUCUCAGUCCGCUCCGCACCUAACAGGCCAAGCUGGACACUAUGAUUGCCCAGACUGUAACAGCAGCUACAAGUUUCAGUCCUUACUGAAAUACCAUCGGCGCGUCCACACCGGCGAGCGCCCAUACGUGUGCCCUCAGUGCGGACGGCGCUUCUCCUUCAAGCAGUCACUGGAGAGGCACAAACAGACACACAAGGAUGGGUGUAAGCAUGACUGUCUGAUCUGUGGGCAGAACUUCAAGUCCUUGUCAGCAUACACAGAGCACAGGAAGAACCACAUGGAGAACGGUGUGUAUCGGUGUUCUGAAUGCGACAGGAGGUUCUCCUGGAAGUCUGCACUAGUGAGACACCUCCGGACUCACACGGCGAACGCCACCGAGGCUGAGCUGUCUUACAAAUGCACCAGGUGUGACUUGGGAUUCAGCAGUAGUACGUACCUUAACAGGCACCUGCUCACACACCAAGAGGAGAGGUUGCACGUCUGCAGCUGUGGCAAGACCUUUGCCUACAAGGCUGCUCUGACCGCGCACCAGCGCACCCACCUGAAAGAGAGGCCACACCAGUGCAAGCAGUGUGGGAAGGGUUUCCUCUACAAGGGAGGGCUGUUGAGUCACAUGAAGAUCCACUCCGAAGAAAUGCCUUUCAUGUGCUCAUUCUGCGGGAAGAGCUUCAAGAGGGAGAGGAACAUGAAGAAACACGAGCGCUGCCACACCAGGGAGAACGUGUUCAGCUGCUCCCAGUGCGAUAAGACCUUUGUGUACAAGGCCACACUGACCAGACACGAGCUAACCCACUCGGGGGAGAGACCGUUCCUGUGCGCCGACUGUGGCAAAGGGUUCUUCUCCCACGCGGAGCUUCUGAAGCAUGAGCGCUUCCACACAGGCCACAAGCCUUUCCAGUGCUCUCACUGUGGGAAGCAAUUCACCCAGUCCUGCUACCUGACCAUUCACCUGCGCUACCACACAGGGGUACGGCCUUACUCCUGCACCCAUUGUGACAAGAGCUUUCUCAGCGCCAACCGUCUAAAGAGACACCUGAGAACCCACACAGGAGAGAAACCCUACCUGUGUUCAGAGUGUGGGAAAGGGUUCAAACAGUCAUAUCACCUCAAGGUGCACCAGCAGACUCAUGCCACUAAGAUUUGCUGAGGCAUGUUUGUGUCUCUGUCCAGACUUAAGUAAAAUGAUUUGGUAGAAUGUAAUGGUGAGUCAGCUAUCCACUGUGUAGGCAACCACGAGGGUUAAAAUAUAUAUACUGAACAAAAAUAUAAACGCAACAAUUUCAACGAUUUUAGUGACUACAGUUCAUGUAAGGAAAACAGUCAAUUGAAAUAAAUUCAUUAGGCUGUAAUCUAUAGAUUUUACAUGAAUGGGCAGGUGCGCAGCCAUGGGUGGGCUUGGAAGGGCAAAGGCCCACCCACUUGGGGGCCAGGCCCAACUACUGGGGAGCCAGGCCCAGCCAGUCAGAAUGAGUUUUUCCCUACAAAAAGGCUUUAUUACUGACAGAAAUACUCCUCAGUUUCAUCAGCCGUCUGUGUCGCUGGUCUCAGACAAUCUCGCAGGUGAAGAAGCCGGAUGUGGAGGUCCUGGGCUGGUGUGGUUACACAUGGUUUGUGGUUGUGAGGUCGGUUGGAUGUACUGCCAAAUUCUCUAAAAUGACAUUGGCUUAUGGUAGAGAAAUGAACAUUAAAUUCUCUGCCAACAGCUCUGGUUGACAUUCCUGCAGUCAGCAUGCCAAUUGCACACUCCCUCAACUUGAGACAUCUGUGGCAUUGUGUUGUGUGACAAAACUGCACAGUUUAGAGUGGCCUUUAUUGUCCCCAGCACAAGUUGCACCUGUGUAAUGAUCAUGCUGUUUAAUCUGCUUCUUGAUAUGCCAUACCUGUCAGGUGGAUAGAUUAUCUUGGCAAAGGAGAAAUGCUCACUAACAGAGCUGUAAACAAAUUUGUGCACAAAAUUAAGAGAAAUAAGCUUUUUGUGAGUAUGAAACAAUUCUGGGAUCUUUUAUUUCAGCUCUUGAAACAUGGGACCAACACUUUGCAGUUUUGUUCAGUAGGUUAGUGAUCAUAAUUCCUAAUCUAAGGAUUCAUGAAAUGCAUUUGAAUUCUUUACAGCUUCCUCAGCUGAAAUGAUCAUAGAAAUACUGUCAUUGUUACUCAUCUCAAAGCACAUUUAAAAAACAUUUUUAGUCAUUUAGCAGAUGCUCUUAUCCAGAGCGACUUAACAGUUAGUGAGUGCAUACAUUUUCAUUCUGCCCCCCGUGGGAAUUGAAACCACAACCCUGGCGUUGCAAGCGCCAUGCUCUACCAACUGAGCUACAGCACAUACAGUGAGGGGGAAAAAAGUAUUUGAUCCCCUGCUGAUUUUGUACGUUUGCCCACUGACAAAGAAAUUAUCUGUCUAUAAUUUCAAUGGUAGGCUUAUUUGAACAGUGAGAGAAUAACAAAAAAAUCCAGAAAAACGCAUGUCAAAAAUGUUAUAAAUUGAUUUGCAUUUUAAUGAGGGAAAUAAGUAUUUGACCCCCUCUCAAUCAGAAAGAUUUCUGGCUCCCAGGUGUCUUUUAUACAGGUAACGAGCUGAGAUUAGGAGCACACUCUUAAAGGGAGUGCUCCUAAUCUCAGUUUGUUACCUGUAUAAAAGACACCUGUCCACAGAAGCAAUCAAUCAAUAAGAUUCCAAACUCUCCACCAUGGCCAAGACCAAAAAGCUCUCCAAGGAUGUCAGGGACAAGAUUGUAGACCUACACAAGGCUGGAAUGGGCUACAAGACCAUCGCCAAGCAGCUUGGUGAGAAGGUGACAACAGUUUGUUGCGAUUAUUCGCAAAUGGAAGAAACACAAAAGAACUGUCAAUCUCCCUCGGCCUAGGGGCUCCAUGCAAGAUCUCACCUCGUGGAGUUGCAAUGAUCAUGAGAACGGUGAGGAAUCAGCCCAGAACUACACGGAAGGAUCUUGUCAAUGAUUUCAAGGCAGCUGGGACCAUAGUCACCAAGAAAACAAUUGGUAACACACUACGCCGUGAAGGACUGAAAUCCUGCAGCGCCCGCAAGGUCCCCCUGCUCAAGAAAGCACAUGUACAGGGCCGUCUGAAGUUUGCCAAUGAACAUCUGAAUGAUUCAGAGGAGAACUGGGUGAAGGUGUUGUGGUCAGAUGAGACCAAAAUCGAGCUCUUUGGCAUCAACUCAACUCGCCGUGUUUGGAGGAGGAGGAAUGCUGCCUAUGACCCCAAGAACACCAUCCCCACCUUCAAACAUGGAGGUGGAAACAUUAUGCUUUGGGGGUGUUUUUCUGCUAAGGGGACAGAACAACUUCACUGCAUCAAAGGGACGAUGGACGGGGCCAUGUACCGUCAAAUCUUGGGUGAGAACCUCCUUCCCUCAGCCAGGGCAUUGAAAAUGGGUCGUGGAUGGGUAUUCUAGCAUGACAAUGACCCAAAACACACGGCCAAGGCAACAAAGGAGUGGCUCAAGAAGAAGCACAUUAAGGUCCUGGAGUGGCCUAGCCAGUCUCCAGACCUUAAUCCCAUAGAAAAUCUGUGGAGGGAGCUGAAGGUUCGAGUUGCCAAACGUCAGCCUCGAAACCUUAAUGACUUGGAGAAGAUCUGCAAAGAGGAGUGGAACAAAAUCCCUCCUGAGAUGUGUGCAAACCUGGUGGCCAACUACAAGAAACGUCUGACCUCUGUGAUUGCCACCAAGUACUAAGUCAUGUUUUGCAGAGGGGUCAAAUACUUAUUUCCCUCAAUAAAAUGCAAAUCAAUUUAUAACAUUUUUGACAUGCGUUUCUCUGGAUUGUUUUGUUGUUAUUCUGUCUCUCACUGUUCAAAUAAACCUACCAUUAAAAUUAUAGACUGAUCAUGUCUUUGUCAGUGGGCAAAUGUACAAAAUCAGCAGGGGAUCAAAUACUUUUUUCCCUCACUGUACAGCUCUUCUGUGAGUUCAAUCAGUCAUGUGACACAAACGUUGGCCUGGAUUAAAUCUGUAGAGCGCUGGCCGCAAUGAAUCCCGGACUGUUUUGUUUUUGGUUGAUUAUAACAAUGUAGAAGUACUUAAAUAAUUGUGCCUCGUAUCCUUAUCUUCUGCUAAAAUGCAUUUCAUAUGUGCAUUGUAUUUUCAUAGGAUUGUAG